AUGAUCCGUUUCAGCUGCUCCCAGCUCGUUGUCGCGCGUAUGGACCCGUUGGUCAACCCGGGAAUGCCGCAGUCACCUCACGUCCACCAGAUCGUCGGAGGAAACUCGUUCAAGGUCAGCAUGGAUCCAGCCACCCACGACCUUGUCAAGCAGUCAACCUGCACCAGCUGCACCUUCUCCGAGGACUUCUCCAACUACUGGACCGCCGUCCUGUAUUUCCGUGCCCGUAACGGAACAUAUAAGCGGGUGCGUCAGUUUCCGAAUGUCGGCCUCCGAGCGGACGGUGGUGUCACAGUGUACUACAUCCCUCCCUACGAUGGCAAGACCACCGUCACGGCAUUCAGACCCGGCUUCCGCAUGCUCGUCGGAGACGCCGGCCUGCGCGAGGGGACGGGCAUGCAAAGACAGCUUUGCCACCGCUGCCUGGGCGCCGAGUACGACCAAGGCGGCGCUCCUUGCACGGGUUCCGACUCCGUGACGUUGCCCACCGGCUUCUGCCACGGCGGUAUCAGGACCACUGUGACGUUCCCGACUUGCUGGGACGGCAAGAACAUUGACAGCCCUGACCACAAGAGCCACGUCGCCUAUCCAGCAGUUGGAACCUUUGAGUCGGUUGGCACUUGUCCUGAGACUCAUCCCGUCCGGCUGCCCCAGCUGAUGUACGAGGUGAUGUGGGAUACCACCAAAUUCAAUGAUCCGGACCUUUGGCCAGAGGAUGGCUCGCAGCCGUUCGUGUGGAGCACUGACGAUUCUGUUGGAUAUACGCAGCACGGCGACUACAUGUUUGGCUGGAAAGGCGACUCCCUGCAACGCGCCCUUGAUGCCCGCUGCGGCAACGCCGUCUGCAAGGAGCUCCGAACUCAAACAUCCGAGGAGGCCAUGAAGUGCACUAUCCCACAGAACAUCCCAGAGCAUGUUGACGGAUGGUUGGACAGCAUUCCAGGCGUAGGGAUGACGCAGUGA
Molecule: messenger RNA, 963 nt
Organism: Parathielavia appendiculata
Lineage: Eukaryota; Fungi; Ascomycota; Sordariomycetes; Sordariales; Chaetomiaceae
Exons: 5
Coding region: 1-963 (320 amino acids)
Source: RefSeq, a predicted model, not a curated record